This is a messenger RNA of Ilex paraguariensis (yerba mate), 767 nucleotides long. Lineage: Eukaryota; Viridiplantae; Streptophyta; Magnoliopsida; Aquifoliales; Aquifoliaceae. The record is from the annotation of a GenBank genome assembly.
AUGGAGGAGUCUUUGCUAUCAGUGAAAAGUGAGAUUGAAGAUAAAGAGAGCGAGAGAUUGAGUUCGUAUCAGUAUGUGGGAAGAACAGGAUCCAUUAUUCCGACGGCUUCCUUCGCUGGAACUGAGGUCAGCGUCGAUGAGAUGCGGUCGGCCGCUGCUCUUUCUGAUCGCUACCCUCCUUCUCUCCAUGCCCCUUUGCUUAGCUCUCCCGAGCCCGAACCUAAUGAGCAAGCUAUUGUCUAUCAGGGUGGAUAUUAUGGAGAAUUAAGCGGGACCACUGGUGAUGUUCGCAGGCAGAUAUUGGAUGAAGUAGAGAUCCGUGAACUACUCAUUGACCAUGUUGGUCAUCGUUGCUGUUGGGGAAGUCGUCCAGCUCGGACCUGGCAGAUCCAUGCAGUAGAAGACUGCAAUGUUUACAUUGGGACUCUUGAAACUUUUAUAGAAGAGAGGGAAACAGUAAUAGAAACUGAACCAUACCUUGGUGGCAGUAUCGAUGGAAAGGAUAAGGGGCCUGAACUUGGAAUCUGGGAAUUGGAUUUGAGGUCUGAAUUUCCUGUCCUAUUUGUAGCUCAUAAAGAAUCACGGGCCAAGAUUCCUCGUUCUGAAGCUAUUGAAAAAUGCUCAGUUUGUGCAGGACAAGGAAAUCGAAUGUGUCCUACUUGCAAUGCAGAUCAAGAGCCUGGAUUCUACAAGGAAAACCAGAUGGCUCAAUGUCCUGCUUGCUAUGGAAGGGGUCUAAUUGCUCACAGGGAUGGAUCUGACACAAU